Molecule: messenger RNA, 1711 nt
Organism: Ailuropoda melanoleuca (giant panda)
Lineage: Eukaryota; Metazoa; Chordata; Mammalia; Carnivora; Ursidae
Gene: NEUROG1
Product: neurogenin 1
Exons: 2
Coding region: 252-1025 (257 amino acids)
Biological process (GO): positive regulation of transcription by RNA polymerase II; forebrain development; axon development
Cellular component (GO): nucleus
Molecular function (GO): DNA-binding transcription factor activity, RNA polymerase II-specific; E-box binding; protein dimerization activity
Source: RefSeq, a predicted model, not a curated record
UGCCGCGGGGGCGGAGGUGGCAAGGGAGGGGGGCGCCCAUUGUUGGGGCGGGUACUUAAGGGGUCCUGAGGCCGGUCGUGUGCCACACUCGGUACUCACACGAGCUGAUCUGCUCGCCGGCGAGAUCACUCGGGAGACCGGCCGGGAGCGUGGCCCCUGCAGACCAGACGAGGCGAGGCGAGGCGAGGCGAGGAGGUGAAGCCAAGCUUCAGGAACCCUCUACCUGCCCGUCGGUCCUGCUCCACGCAACGAUGCCAGCCCGUCUGGAGACCUGCCUCUCGGACCUCGACUGCACCACCAGCAGCGGCAGCCUCAGCAGCAGCAGCAGCAGCAGCAGCAGCAGCAGCAGCAGCGACCUAUCCGGCUUCCUCACCGACGAGGAGGACUGUGCCAGGCUCCAACCACCAGCUUCUGCCUCGGGGACGCCCGUGCCAGCGCGCAGAGGCGCUCCCGGGGUUCCUGCGGCCUCCGAUACUCCCCGGGCGCAGGAUGACGAGCAGGAGCGGCGACGGCGCAGGGGCCGAGCGCGUGUGCGCUCCGAGGCGCUGCUGCAUUCGCUGCGCAGGAGCCGGCGUGUCAAGGCCAAUGACCGCGAGCGCAACCGCAUGCACAACUUGAACGCGGCGCUGGAUGCGCUGCGCAGCGUGCUGCCGUCCUUCCCCGACGACACGAAGCUCACCAAGAUCGAGACGCUGCGCUUCGCCUAUAACUACAUCUGGGCUCUGGCAGAGACUCUGCGCCUAGCCGACCAGGGAUUGCCCGGGGGCGGUGCCCGGGAGCGCCUCCUGCCGCCGCAGUGCUCCCCCUGCCUGCCCGGGCCCCCGAGCCCCUCCAGCGACGCCGAGUCCUGGGCCUCCGGGGCCGCCGCCUCCCCCUGCGCCGCCGCCGCCUCGCCACUGUCUGACCCCAGUAGCCCCGCCGCCUCGGAAGACUUCGGCUACGGCCCCGGCGACCCCCUUUUCUCCUUCCCCGGCCUGCCCAAAGACUUGCUCCACACGACGCCCUGUUUCAUCCCUUACCACUAGGCCCUUCGGGAACACCAUUACCUUCUCCCUCCCUCAGGCAACAGGCAGUAGAUGGAGCCCCAGCUGCAGUCUCAGGAGCCCCCAGUCCGGGCGGAGGGAGGAAGCAGGAGCUUUAAAGGGGUGGGAGAUACCUGAGCCGCUUGUUAGGUCGCUGCACCCUCGCCGUGACUGCCCCUUGGUCUGUUUCUCCAGCCCUCAGCCCCCGGCCCCUCCUGCCCACCCUUAGACGGCCUUUCCUUUUGCACUUUCUGAACUCCACAAAACCUCCUUUGUGGCUGGCUCAGAGCUGACCCCAGCCACCACUUCAGUGUGAUUUAGAAAAGGGACAGAUCAGCCCCUGAAGACGAGGUGAAAAGUCAAUUUUACAAUUUGUAGAACUCUAAUGAAGAAAAACGAGCAUGAAAAUUCGGUUUGAGCCGGCUGACAAUACAAUGAAAAGGCUUAAAAAGGAGAGACAAGGAGUGGGCUUCAUGCAUUAUGGAUCCCGACCCCCACCACUGCAGGCUUGCUCUAGGAAGAACCCAAGACUUGCGUAGCUAUUCAGGCACCAGGCUGGAAAGUACUUUAAUUUAUUCAAGAUGCUUCUUUCAUAUGAAAAUGUAUUUUUGUACAUAAAGAGUUUAUUCUAUUAUUAUGAGCUAUCAAAGUUUACAUUUUUGUACUGCAGAUGUUUUGUGUAAAUAAAA